AUGCUUUUGUAUUAUAAUACCUGGUCGAAUCAUCUCCCGCUCACUAUCACCAAUAUUUCUCUCUAUACCCCCGACCGGUAUCUCCAAGGCGGCGAGGCGAGACCGCGGCCGCUAAGGACCGACCAGACCAUAUCCAUCUAUCUACCCCCCAGUUCGGUGCUUGUUCAAGACCCUCAAGCUUGCCACAAGAAGCUCAUUCCGCAAUCCUCUCACAUCCAACCAGCCAAAAUGAACCGGCUAUUCGGUACGAAGAACACGGCACCCAAGCCAACCCUAGAUGGGGCCAUAACCAAUGUGGAAACCCGCAUCUCCAGCAUUGACGUCAAGCUUGCGGCACUCAACUCGGAACUAUCAACCUAUCAAACGAAGAUCUCGAAGAUGCGCGACGGGCCGGGAAAAACCGCGUUACGGCAGAAGGCCCUCAAGGUACUGCAGCGACGGAAACAGUACGAAGCGCAGCGGGAUCAGCUGUCGCAGCAGUCGUGGAAUAUGGAGCAAGCGGGCAUGAUGCAGGAUAAUCUGAAGAAUGUGAUGACGACGGUGGAUGCGAUGAAGACGACUACCAAGACGCUCAAGAAGCAGUAUGGUCAGAUUGAUAUUGAUAAGAUUGAGCGGUUGCAGGAUGAGAUGGCGGAUUUGAUGGACGUGGGGAAUGAGAUUCAGGAAAGUAUCUCGAGGGCGUAUGAUGUUCCUGAGGAUGUGGAUGAGGCGGAACUUGAUGCUGAAUUGGAGGCCCUGGGUGAGGAGACUAUGAUGGAGAGCUCCAUGGCGGAUAGUGCCAUGCCGAGUUUCUUGCAGGAUGAGGUGGCGCCGCCGCAGUUUAUUGAUGAGCCGCCGGAGCAGACGAAGGUUAAGGAGCCUGCUAGUGGGUUGGGUUAG
Molecule: messenger RNA, 879 nt
Organism: Aspergillus luchuensis
Lineage: Eukaryota; Fungi; Ascomycota; Eurotiomycetes; Eurotiales; Aspergillaceae
Product: putative SNF7 family protein (Cta1)
Exons: 3
Coding region: 1-879 (292 amino acids)
Biological process (GO): vesicle budding from membrane; late endosome to vacuole transport via multivesicular body sorting pathway
Cellular component (GO): multivesicular body
Source: RefSeq, a predicted model, not a curated record